UCGGAGCUGGAGCCUUGAGAUGGGGAAGUUCAUGAAGCCCGGGAAGGUGGUGCUCGUGCUGGCUGGGCGCUACUCGGGGCGGAAAGCCGUCCUCAUGAAGAACAUUGAUGAUGGCACCUCAGACAGACCGUAUAGCCACGCUCUGGUGGCUGGUAUCGAUCGGUACCCACGAGUAACGGCUGUAAUGGGAAAAAGAAGAAAAAAAGAGAGCCAAGAUCAAAACCAUCUAAUGCCAACCAGGUAUUCUGUGGAUAUUUCUCUGGACAAAGACCGUGUCAAAGAUGUGUUUCAGGACCCUGCACUGACAGCAAGCAGGGCAGCCAAAGUGAAAGGUGAGGAAAGAAGAGAGAAGAGAGGAAAGAGUAAGUGGUUCAGAGCUAGAGCUGCGAUAAACAUGUUAAGUGUUAGUACAGGAUCAUUCCUGGUCACGGCACCGGUCUCCAUCUCCUCAGUACCGCUCGUCGGGCAGGCACUGAUCCUCGCCCUCUUCCUACUAGUUGCCAACAAGGGUCAGUCAGCAGACUCAGACCUCCAUGGCUCCGUCCUGAUCACCGGAGGAGCAAUUGUCCAAGUCGGAGCAGGAGUUCAGCCCCUUGCCAAGGAAGGGUGA
Molecule: messenger RNA, 610 nt
Organism: Mauremys reevesii (Reeves's turtle)
Lineage: Eukaryota; Metazoa; Chordata; Testudines; Geoemydidae
Product: 60S ribosomal protein L27-like
Biological process (GO): translation
Cellular component (GO): cytosolic large ribosomal subunit; ribosome
Molecular function (GO): structural constituent of ribosome
Source: RefSeq, a predicted model, not a curated record